This is a messenger RNA of Leptosia nina, 1443 nucleotides long. Lineage: Eukaryota; Metazoa; Arthropoda; Insecta; Lepidoptera; Pieridae. The record is from the annotation of a GenBank genome assembly.
AUGAAGGAACCGCAAAAUAGAAAUUCAAUAACACAUUCUAAAACAGUAUCAUCGUCAAAAUCCGUAAUUUUAACUCCGCCGCCACCCAAGCCACUUGAUUUUGAAGGAUUUAUACCCUGGAAGAUUAUGUGCCACAAAAAAAUCCUUGGUUCUAAAUCUAAGUAUUUUUCCAAACAGACUGCUAAAACAAGGGCUGAAACUGACAUUAAACUGUCUGACUCUGCAAAAAUAUUUCCUUCCGAUAGUACCUUGAAGAGUUAUAUACCCAUAUCAGCCUAUUACGAUCCAAGAGGACGUUUGGUCGAAAUCGUCAUAGAUAGGUCUCCAUUUGAAAUACCACGAAAAGUGAUCGUGGCAUUUUCCCUUUGUGUACCCUUUCAUUCUUCGCUCACGAGAGUUUCAAUAAGGAACGGUGGAUUGAAGUUACCAGCACUUUACGAGAUAGGCAAACUCUUAUCACAUUCAACUAUCACUGAUGUUGUCAUCGAAAACUGUUUUGUCCCGGAAGGAACAUACCAAUUAUUGUUAGAACACGUUUCCCAUUUGAGAAAUUUAGCCCUACGCCGCUUGUGUAUAAAUGAUAUGGCUUGUUGUAAUAUAGCAAAGGGACUUGAGAUGGGAGAACCAGCGUCAAAAACUUUAUUAACACUAGAUUUAACAUCAAACAAAAUCACUGAUGAUGGUGCUAAGGCGUUCGGAGACAUGCUUAGGAAAAAACGUUGUCUGUUACAUUUGAAUUUAUGUGAUAAUAAUCUUUCUGAUGCGGGAGCUGCUUAUAUAUUGAACUGUUUAAAAUCUUUCCCCUUAACAUGUCAAGAAAUUCAAGAUACUAAACGUCGAAGAUUUGAACACUUCAUAAAGAGAAUUGCUGUUUAUAAGAAACAUGUGGAACAUUUAACACGAUGCCAAGGAGAAGAAAAGAUUUCCAAUGAGUUCGUAGAUAAGAAGGGUCAAAAGAAAGUUAAGGGAGGACAGACGGUUUCUGCUGUAACUAGCGCAUUAUCCAUUCCUCAAUUAGCAGACAAAUUAACGCAAGAUGAAAUUGGUGAAUUUGUAGACGUCUUUGGAUGUCAUCACGUCACAUAUGUGAAUAAAGUUAUGAAUUGCGAUGGCAAUCUACGUCUCUGCUCACUAAACUUGGCAUAUAAUAACUUAAGUUUCUUAUCUGUUCGCAAGAUUUACGAAGUUCUAUUGUAUCAAAGGAAUGUUUUUACGAUAUAUAAACCGUCGAUCACAACUGGACUUCUAAGAGUGGUUUUCGAUGGUAAUAAUGUACCAAGUCAAUGUAAAGAAGUUAGACUUAUUCAGGAUCUUCUUCAUAAACUAGUGACGAAUCGGUGUCCUUCUAAGAACGUACCUUUAAAAGCGCAGUCAAGUAACAGCGUUAUGUCGAGUACAAAAACCGGCAAAACUAGUAAACCGAAAAAAAGUAUUGCUCGUUAA